AUGAGAAUCUUAAUUCUGGUUCUCAUCUACCUUUUCAUGAUGACGGCAACAGCAUUGGCUCAUCCCCGUCUUUAUCCUCGGAAUCCAGAGAUGGAGACUGUAACCGAAGAUCCCGCUGCAUAUAGCUUUCCUCUGAAGAAAGAUGGCUCAUAUAAUGCUAAGUAUCGUGCAAAGAGAAGCACGAUGCAUAUCAAAAAGAGAGUUGAUGAUGACGAGGACGUAAGCGAUGAUUUCCAACGGGAUUUUCGAAUGGGAUACGAUGCGUCUGGUGACAUGCAGGCACACUACGGCUACUUCUCAAAAAGAGACAAUGGAUUUCCCUUCGAGGACGACCAUGAGCUUAAGAGAAAGCACCUCCAAGAGAGAAACGCUUUUCGUAGCCACGAAUCUCGGAAGAGAGUACAAUACAAGUCAAAACGGCGCGAAGAAAAUGACGAUGAGAGAAAGGCUGGCCAUUCUAAGAUGGUAGAUCAUGAGAAGGGUUGUUGCAACGGUUAUACAGAGAAAGGGCUCAUUAGCGCGAGAGACUGUGAAUGUCAUGCCGUAGUAGGUGAGGACUGGGGUGAUGGACUAUUGACGGAUCUCAAGGAGGACCAGUGCGCAGAGAAGAUAUAUAACGACUAUAGGAAGAAAAAUCCUUCGAUGAAAUCCGCACCAACAGCUACAGCUGAAGGGCAUGAGAAGGGUGCUCAAGCAGAUUGCAGUGAUUGUGAAGAAAAUGAGCUCCAGUUGCAGAAGACCUAUGAAGACUAUUACCAGGAUCUACAAAGUGAAUGCUUUCAAAGGAGGAGAAGGGAUAAUGCAGACUCAUGGGAAAGCAACGUAUUUGAGACAGAAGAAGGCCAAAUUCAUGAAAAGGAUGGGCCUGUCUUCGACUCUGAGGAUAGCAUCUACGAAACAGGGGAAGGCCAACUUCAUGAAACAAAUAACUACAAUUCUGAAAGCGAAGAGGGCAUGGACAGCGACAUGGGCAGCGACAUGGAGUGCGACAUGGACAGCGACAUGGAGAGCGACAUGGAUAGUGACAUUGAAGAUACUAAUGGUCAUAUAGAAGACUCUUCUAUUGACGAAAUUCUCGACAGUGACUUCUCUACCAAGCAAAAGGAGACUAUACCCGUCACCCUUCUGGAAUUCGUCUGCACAACCAACAGACUUUCUCCGUUAUCAGUUGAUGUCUUUAGAAUAGCAGAAUACUUCAACAACGAUGGUCUAAACAGAAUUUGCAGAGUAGAUCCCCUCCAGGUUAAUCGGUGCACUAGGAUAGGAGGAAUAAGAAGUGCUUCUAUUGGUGUCUGUGAUCACUACCUUGGCUGGCAGGCUGUUUGUGGUGAUGUAGGAAAACAAAUUUUCGAGCUUAUAAGACGUUGCGAGGAGCUAAUUGAUGGGCACUACAAAGUCAGUGGAAAGAUUUUCCGUCAAGGCUGGGGAGGAAAUGUAAUUGUAUACCGGUUGGUCUGA
Morchella sextelata is the source of this 1458-nucleotide messenger RNA. RefSeq lists its product as uncharacterized. NCBI's taxonomy places the organism in Eukaryota, Fungi, Ascomycota, Pezizomycetes, Pezizales, Morchellaceae. The coding region runs from base 1 to 1458 and encodes 485 amino acids. The record is from RefSeq and is a predicted model, not a curated record. The transcript has a single exon.